Babesia bovis T2Bo is the source of this 2650-nucleotide messenger RNA. RefSeq names its product FHA domain family protein. NCBI's taxonomy places the organism in Eukaryota, Apicomplexa, Aconoidasida, Piroplasmida, Babesiidae. The record is from RefSeq and is a predicted model, not a curated record. Gene Ontology annotation, molecular function: protein binding. Bases 41 to 2620 code for a protein of 859 amino acids. The transcript has a single exon.
CAAGAUAAGUCAAAAUCAUCUGGCCAUUUAGGUGCGAUAGAUGGAGAGCGAGUUGUUUCCUCUGACACCUACCGCAUCUGAUCGAAUUACUGACACCUCCGUGUGCGGUGUCCCGUUGGAUAGAGAGUCUUUAGAUGUGUGCGAUACGGAGUCGAGAGCUGGUUACGGCGGUGUGUUACCAAUUUCUCCACUAAAGCGUCGUUCCUUAGUUGCUGAAAUGGAUCUCCACCUAAAGCGCCCAGCGGUCUGCGAUUCUAGUUCAGGAAUGCUUAAAGGAGGUUCUUUCGUCUCCGAUGAUAUAUCGCAGGAUUACAAUUGUGUCAAUUCCUCAACUACUGUCUCGUCUGGAUUGAAUCCUGGUUCAGAUAUGAUUGACCAGCAUCUGUAUCUACCACAUUCAAGUGAGUUCGACAUGUCAAACGAUGGUGAGUACCGGGAUUCUGGUCACAGCAACCCUGUAACUUCGCGUGAUCGUACUGCAAGUUCUAUUUUACUGCAUGCUCAAAUGCCUCCAGUGGAGCAGAUGGAUAUUUGUGUUAACCGUCAGAUUGAUUACGACGGCCACCUUCAGGAGGGCGAGUGCGACACUUCCAUCUGUGUGGACCAGUCUUCCAUAGGUACUAUGAAGUCUGGUUGCACAACGCAGAACACGUCUCGUGAACGUAGUGAGUGUGACAACAACUCCCCAAUGCUUUCUUACAAUCCCAGUAGUCCCAGGUUACCUCCUCGUGACAUGCAGGGUUUAAGUAUGAUGCCGUACGACUCUGAUAUGCCUGCUGAUGAUAACAUGUUACCAUCCCAGCAUAUGGAGAGUAUCAACAUAUCAGACCCGCAUGUUGGUUUUGAGCAUAUCGAUUCAUAUCCCGUUCGGGGUGACUUCGCUGGCAUGAGCCAGAUGGAGAGCUCGGUAUCCAUGGCUCAUUUGGAGAAUACUGCCAUCCUGGAUACUAUGUUAGGUCCCACUCGGAGUGCCGACGCUUCCGUGUCUAACAUGCUACGCUCCAGUCUUGACCUGCGUGGUCAGAGUGACACCGUCGGUAGCCUGGAGAUUCGUCGUUUAAGCAAUGCAUCCGUUAACCUCGCUAGUGACUGCAGCGACUUGAAGCGUCAGAUCGUUGUUGACGAGAAUUUGACUAACAACAUUUUAAAGGACCUUAUAUGCUCCAUCUGUUUGGAUUAUUUUUACCAUCCAGUUACUCUAUUUUGCGGGCAUACGUUCUGCCGGUAUUGCAUUGGUCAUUUCAGACUGGCUUCUAAAUUCUGCCCGCUCUGUCGAAGGGAGGUUGGUCGCAUCCCAGCGGUGACCACUAUACUCUGGAACUUGGUAAAGUCCUUGAAAAUAAGGAAGCGCUCUGUGAUACCACCAGCUCCUCGCGAUGUUAUGCUCGAGGAGGAGCAUCUGUGGUGGCAGGAGAAUUGCCUCAAGCACUUUAUGAGUUUGCCAUUGUUUUUACGUAUCAUGUUCCGUGAUAUAGUCCAAUCACCUCCUUUUUUCGACGAUGUUUGCAGUUGCGUUGCUGAUUACUUUGACCGCAAUGACAAGUGGUCAAAGACUAAAUGGCUAUUCACAGUUGAGGACGCUCACGUGCUGCGUCGGCUCAUUGGGUUCGAUAGCGAUAACAUGGAAUACACCGCCACGAGGUUGCACCUUUGGAUAGAAGACUAUCUGUCCAAUAACCCGAACCUGAGUUCGUAUUCCGACGACCCUAUUCCUUAUGUCAUCCGUGUACAGGCUGACAUAACCCACAAGAUCGAGCCGAUUCUAUUUAACGCCUUUGAGAUUCUUAACAGGCUGCCCUGGGACGUCGGGCGCCACAACAAGAGUUUAAUACAUCUACCGCAUUCAUCGGUAUCACUAAGUCACUUGGUGUUCCUACCGUGUGGACAGGGUGGUAUUGGUAUAACUGAUUGCGGGUCAACCAUUGGUACUAUGAUCAAGAUUCAGGGUCAACACACCCUUCGUGACGGAGACCGUAUUCAUAUAGGUGACAAGCACGAAUUGGAUAUUAUAUUGUCUAACGACACCUCAAUGUCACCCUAUGGAAACUUUAUGUGGGACCCCGAGCACAGGGUAGUGGUUGACGUUACAAGCUUGGAAUCUACUGAAUGGGAUGCGUCAACUCUGGAACCUAUAGAGUGUCCAUUGAGAAUACGCAUAUACGCUGACUCACAGGAUGAACGAGAUUUAUGGGUGAGCCCUAAGGGUGUUAUACUAGGGCGCGGACCGCAGACGCAGUCUAACUUCGAGAAGAUUAGCGUCACCACCCAAAACGGAUACAUCUCGCGCGAACAUUGCUUACUAUGCUACGAUGGCAGUUAUAACCCAGGUGAACGUUGGAUUUUACGCGAUAUGAGCACCCUGGGCACAUUUUUGAAGUUGAAGCCAUUCCAGCCGCCGUAUAAAAUACAGGUUGGCAGUUUAUUUAAAGUGGGUCAAUGCAAGCUGGAGCUUUGUGACGCAUCCAGCGCACUGAGUCGCCGCGGCCAGCACUCGCCAGCUACAUUGAUUCUAUCUCAUCUGAUACACAAUCAUUUCUCUACAAUGUCAGCUCCCAUGGUUACAGCCCCGCCCGAGGGCACAAACAUAGUACAAUCUAGCAACGAACAGUCGGAGGUGUAAUGUUUAAAUAUACACAUAAUGCGGGUUUAC